AACUGUUUGUGCGUCUGAUAGUGCACGCAUCUCAUCAUCUGGAACCGACGCCAACUUUCUUGUUUCUUGUUUGCAUUUAAUAAUAAAACCGAAAACAUGUCGCUUCCGCAGCAGCUACGAGACGAAAGCGACUUUGAUCAGCUGCCUGACAACAUCCCCGUCACGGCGAACAUCGGUGACAUUGAGGAGAAAAAAGGCUUCAUUUACUACUUUAGGUUUGUCAUUGAGGUGAAAACUAAAGGAGGAAGCAAGUAUCUGAUCUAUAGGAGAUACAGAGAAUUCUUCAACCUGCACCAGAUCCUGGAGGCUAAAUAUUCCCCUGAAAAUGGAGAGAAACCGGGUCCAAACACCUGCGUCCUGCCGUCCCUUCCAGGAAAGGUCUACAUCGGGAACAAACAGGAGAUUGCUGAGAGCAGAAUCCCUGAACUCAACAACUACAUGAAGAAGCUGCUGGGUUUGCCGACAUGGUUCGUGCUCGAUGAGGAUCUCAGGAUGUUUUUUUACCAAACGGAGCAGGACAGCCAGCACCAACCGCGAGCCCUCAGGCGACUUCGCCCACCGACCCGUAAAGUGAAGACGGUCAAACCAAAAAUGGACCUCUUCUCAUCCCCGAGGGCAGAGGCGAUGUUUGACUUUCGCGGCAGCGGCAAGGCGGAGCUGAACCUGAAGAGGGGAGAGGUGAUCUUCCUACUGCGACGAGUCAACGCCGACUGGCUGGAGGGAACGGUGAACAACCAGACGGGUAUAUUCCCAGAAUCCUUUGUGAAGAUCAUUAAGCCCCUCCCAGACAGUGACUCAGAAGGUGAGGGAGGGGGCCACACCUACAGCUGUCUGCGCUGCUUUAUGCUCACCCCCUCCGGAGUGGAUGCCAGGGAUGUGUGUGUUCAAGAGGAUCUGACUAUUCAACCAACGUACAAAGACCUGCUGUCAAGGAUGAGGAACGUUUUCCAAGUGGAUGACAUCGCCUUGAACUACCGUGACCCCGAGGGCGACCUCAUCCGUAUCCUUGACGAUGAGGAUAUUCAGCUGAUGAUCAAGGAGAGCAGGAGACAACAGGGCAAAGUCAAGAGACCUGUCAAUCAGUUUCCAUGGGAACUGCACGUAACCAUGACCUCUGACCUUUCAGUUUACAACACUGAGGCAUAAAAGGAAGUGAAGGUUUGACACAUUAUUUUAACAGAGGAACUCGUGGCAUGUGUUCAGUAAUGGAGCAUUUUAUCCACUGGUCCAUUCAUGUUAAAGAUGUCAUUUUUAUUUCAGUUCAAGGUCUAAGCAUUUUAUUUAAUUCCAUUUGUUCACAUUUUUACUUCACAUAGAGAAACAAAGUCAACUGAGGUAGUUUUGAACUAAAAGCUCUCAUCUUUGUCCUAACUUCUUAUAUUCUCUGCUUAUUUUUGCUGAGGUUUUUUUUUUUUUAAUUUGAUUUUAAUGCUUCUUUUAUUUGUGCUUUAUGUGAAUGUUUUAAUGGAAAACGCAUUUUUCCAGUAGGUUCCAAGUUAUUUCACCCAUUAGAAAAAUAAGACACAUUUUGUUGUAUGUGAUUUUAUAUUGGUUGUAUUUUACAUACAUUAGAGAUAGGACAUUUUCAAACCAUUUGUAUUGAAGAUGAAGCUGAUAGUGACUGAUAAUUAAUAUUAGGCUUAAUACUGACUUUUAUGGAAAACAACACCUAACUCAAAAGAUAAAAAACAUUCCUAAGUAGAUUUUUUUUUACAGUUAGUUUUUUUUUUUUUUUUUUUAGCUAGUCCUACAUUUAUUGAUUAAUUGCUUUCAG
Sphaeramia orbicularis (orbiculate cardinalfish) is the source of this 1774-nucleotide messenger RNA. It is a transcript of the gene ncf4, whose product is annotated as neutrophil cytosolic factor 4. The record is from RefSeq and is a predicted model, not a curated record. Gene Ontology annotation, biological process: respiratory burst; phagocytosis; superoxide anion generation. NCBI's taxonomy places the organism in Eukaryota, Metazoa, Chordata, Actinopteri, Kurtiformes, Apogonidae. Gene Ontology annotation, molecular function: protein binding; superoxide-generating NADPH oxidase activator activity; phosphatidylinositol binding. The transcript has 10 exons. Gene Ontology annotation, cellular component: NADPH oxidase complex; cytoplasm. The coding region runs from base 97 to 1146 and encodes 349 amino acids.